AUGGCUAUGAAAAGGAUCAACAAGGAGCUCGCCGACCUCGGCCGCGACCCUCCCUCCUCUUGCAGCGCCGGUCCUACCGGUGACAACAUGUUCCAGUGGCAAGCGACAAUCAUGGGUCCCGGUGACUCGCCCUAUGCCGGCGGUGUCUUCUUCCUCUCCAUCACCUUCCCGACCGACUACCCCUUCAAGCCACCCAAGGUUUCGUUCUCCACCAAGAUCUACCACCCCAACAUCAACAGCAACGGCAGCAUCUGUCUCGACAUUCUCAGGGACCAGUGGAGUCCAGCGCUCACCAUCUCCAAGGUGCUGCUCUCCAUCUGCUCCAUGCUCACGGACCCAAAUCCCGAUGACCCGCUCGUACCCGAGAUUGCCAACUUGUACAAGACCGACCGUCAACGAUACGAGAGCACGGCUCGCGAGUGGACCCGAAAAUACGCUAUGUAA
This is a messenger RNA of Kalmanozyma brasiliensis GHG001, 444 nucleotides long. RefSeq names its product Ubiquitin-conjugating enzyme, E2. Lineage: Eukaryota; Fungi; Basidiomycota; Ustilaginomycetes; Ustilaginales. Gene Ontology annotation, cellular component: nucleus. The record is from RefSeq and is a predicted model, not a curated record. The coding region runs from base 1 to 444 and encodes 147 amino acids. Gene Ontology annotation, biological process: protein polyubiquitination; ubiquitin-dependent protein catabolic process. The transcript has 2 exons. Gene Ontology annotation, molecular function: ubiquitin conjugating enzyme activity.